AAAUAUCAUAUCCCAACUUCUCUCUCGGCUCAGAUCUCUCCCCAUUUUCAUCAUUCUAUCGCCAUUUCCCUUGAUUUUAUUGUCUCUUCCAACACCUCAGUCGUCUCCUCUCUUCUGCUCCGCCGUCCACCAUGGCUAAUCAGCCUGAAUCUUCCGACUCUAAGGGCACCAAGAGGGAUUUUAGCACCGCGAUUUUGGAGCGCAAGAAAGCGGCGAACCGGCUAGUUGUCGAUGAGGCUAUCAAUGAUGACAACUCGGUGGUUGCGCUUCACCCUGACACUAUGGAGAAGCUUCAACUAUUCCGUGGCGACACGAUCCUGAUCAAGGGGAAGAAAAGGAAGGAUACAAUCUGCAUUGCUCUUGCUGAUGACACGUGUGAUGAGCCAAAAAUAAGAAUGAACAAGGUUGUGAGAAGCAACCUGAGGGUUAGGCUUGGAGAUGUUGUUUCCGUGCAUCAAUGUGCUGAUGUUAAGUAUGGAAAGCGGGUGCACAUUCUUCCAGUAGAUGACACUAUUGAAGGUGUUACAGGGAAUCUUUUUGAUGCAUACUUGAAACCCUAUUUCUUGGAGGCCUAUCGUCCGGUGAGGAAGGGCGAUCUCUUCCUUGUGAGGGGAGGAAUGAGAAGUGUGGAGUUCAAGGUCAUUGAGACUGAUCCUCCUGAAUAUUGUGUGGUUGCCCCUGACACUGAAAUCUUCUGUGAUGGGGAGCCUGUGAAAAGAGAGGAUGAAGAUAGAUUAGACGAGGUUGGUUACGAUGACGUUGGUGGUGUUAGAAAACAAAUGGCACAAAUCCGUGAAUUGGUGGAACUGCCACUGAGACAUCCACAGCUUUUUAAAUCCAUUGGAGUAAAGCCACCCAAGGGAAUUCUGCUUUAUGGCCCCCCUGGAUCUGGAAAGACCCUGAUUGCCAGAGCUGUGGCUAAUGAAACUGGGGCUUUCUUUUUCUGUAUCAAUGGACCAGAAAUUAUGUCAAAGUUAGCUGGAGAAAGUGAAAGCAAUCUUAGGAAAGCUUUUGAGGAGGCAGAAAAGAAUGCUCCAUCAAUUAUCUUUAUUGAUGAGAUUGAUUCAAUUGCUCCUAAGCGUGAAAAGACUCAUGGAGAAGUCGAGAGAAGGAUUGUUUCUCAGCUCUUGACACUUAUGGAUGGAUUGAAAUCCCGUGCCCAUGUCAUUGUUAUUGGAGCUACAAAUCGUCCAAACAGCAUUGAUCCAGCUUUGAGACGAUUUGGACGAUUUGACAGGGAAAUAGAUAUUGGAGUGCCUGAUGAAGUUGGGCGUCUUGAGGUUCUCCGUAUACAUACUAAGAACAUGAAGCUUGCUGAAGAUGUUGACCUAGAAAAAAUUGCCAAGGAAACGCAUGGGUAUGUUGGAGCUGACCUGGCAGCUCUUUGUACCGAGGCUGCACUUCAAUGCAUUAGAGAGAAAAUGGAUGUGAUUGAUUUGGAAGAUGAAACAAUAGAUGCUGAGAUUCUUAACUCAAUGGCUGUUACAAAUGAGCACUUCUCGACUGCUCUGGGAACUAGUAACCCAUCUGCUCUACGUGAAACUGUUGUUGAAGUGCCCAACGUCAGCUGGGAAGAUAUUGGAGGUCUUGAGAAUGUCAAGAGGGAACUUCAAGAGACUGUACAAUAUCCAGUGGAACAUCCCGAGAAGUUUGAGAAAUUUGGAAUGUCACCCUCAAAGGGAGUUCUUUUCUAUGGCCCUCCUGGAUGUGGAAAAACCCUUCUGGCCAAAGCUAUUGCGAAUGAGUGCCAGGCAAACUUCAUCAGUGUCAAGGGUCCCGAAUUGCUUACAAUGUGGUUUGGAGAAAGUGAGGCCAAUGUUCGGGAAAUUUUUGACAAGGCGCGUCAGUCUGCACCUUGUGUUCUGUUCUUUGACGAGCUUGACUCUAUUGCCACUCAGAGAGGCAGCAGCGUGGGAGAUGCUGGAGGUGCUGCUGAUCGAGUUCUGAACCAACUUCUGACGGAAAUGGACGGAAUGUCAGCAAAGAAAACUGUCUUUAUAAUUGGGGCCACCAACAGACCAGAUAUUAUAGAUCCUGCGCUUCUUCGUCCAGGACGUCUUGAUCAAUUGAUUUAUAUUCCGCUCCCCGAUGAGGAUUCUCGUCACCAAAUUUUCAAGGCUUGCUUGAGGAAGUCGCCAGUAUCAAAAGAUGUAGACCUUAGAGCCCUUGCUAAGUACACUCAAGGCUUUAGUGGUGCCGAUAUUACAGAAAUCUGCCAGCGUGCCUGCAAAUAUGCUAUCAGAGAGAAUAUUGAGAAAGAUAUUGAGAGGGAGAGGAGGAGAAGAGAUAAUCCUGAGGCUAUGGAAGAGGAUGAUGUAGAAGAUGAGGUAGCAGAGAUUAAGGCUGCUCAUUUCGAGGAGUCGAUGAAGUUUGCUCGUAGAAGUGUGAGCGACGCCGACAUUCGUAAAUACCAAGCAUUUGCCCAAACACUGCAGCAGUCAAGAGGGUUCGGUUCCGAAUUCAGGUUCUCAGAAAACACUUCAGGAACUGCGGCUGCUGACCCGUUUGCAACUUCUGCUGGCGGAGCUGACGAUGACGAUCUUUACAACUAGGUUCGUAUAUGUCAUGUAUGUUUAGAACAUUUCUCCCUCUUCUCUAGCACCGCAAAUUUGUGUCCCGUUUCCCAUAUAAAGAUCUGUGGGGGAGGAGGAGCCUUAAGUUGGAGGGCUGUUUGGUCCCAAACUUGGCUUCAUGGCCCCCCUUGGGUAGUGAUACUUGCCUAUAAUGUAGACUUCAGUUGUUUAUUUCCUUUACUGCUUUAAAAUGGAGAAUUUAGGACACCAUAAGAUUGCUCUUCGGGCAUUACUGAAUCCCUUCCCUCCAUUUGGUUCUUGUGAAUGAUGAACUCAGUUCUAUCUUCCAAACCAUUGAAAAUAUUUUUAGAAACUAAUGUUGUGUUUGGUUAUAUAAUCUAUUGGAAAUCUCAA
This is a messenger RNA of Momordica charantia (bitter melon), 2927 nucleotides long. Its product is annotated as cell division cycle protein 48 homolog. Gene Ontology annotation, cellular component: cytosol; nucleus; VCP-NPL4-UFD1 AAA ATPase complex. Gene Ontology annotation, biological process: autophagosome maturation; retrograde protein transport, ER to cytosol; mitotic spindle disassembly. Gene Ontology annotation, molecular function: ATP binding; ATP hydrolysis activity; polyubiquitin modification-dependent protein binding. Lineage: Eukaryota; Viridiplantae; Streptophyta; Magnoliopsida; Cucurbitales; Cucurbitaceae. The record is from RefSeq and is a predicted model, not a curated record.